Messenger RNA from Alternaria rosae, 2251 nucleotides. RefSeq names its product C2H2 type zinc-finger-domain-containing protein. Gene Ontology annotation, molecular function: zinc ion binding; nucleic acid binding. The record is from RefSeq and is a predicted model, not a curated record. The transcript has a single exon. Lineage: Eukaryota; Fungi; Ascomycota; Dothideomycetes; Pleosporales; Pleosporaceae. Gene Ontology annotation, cellular component: preribosome, large subunit precursor. Gene Ontology annotation, biological process: ribosomal large subunit biogenesis. Bases 259 to 1941 code for a protein of 560 amino acids.
CAAAUCGGCCUUUUGCGCAAUUCCACCAUCUUCGCCGUGCGCAGGACUGCUGAUAAGACCCAAAAUCUGACUCCCGCGCCUUCUCAACUUUGUAAUCGCGCCCUGCUCGGCCUAGUCGACUUUUGCCCCUCGGCCAGUCAUAAAGUCGUGAAAUCGUCGGCGCUACCACAUCCCACACUCAACCCCACCUAUCGCCUAUUAUUUCUACUCCUCCCUCCGAGUGCAACCACACCGUCAAGCCCACAAACACUCGCAAAGAUGGCGUCGCAAGUUCCGUCCCAGGCUAACAUCCAGUCUACGCAUCCCUUUACUUGCAACACAUGUCAGGUCGCCUUCCGAUCGAGCGAGUUGCAGCGGGCGCACAUGCAGACCGACUGGCAUCGCUACAACCUCAAGCGUCGCGUAGCCUCGCUCCCACCGCUAUCCUCCGAGAUCUUCACCGAGAAGGUUCUUGCGAACAAGGCCACCGCUGCCGCCUCAGCCGCCAAGGCGUCGUUUGAGAAACUGUGCACCCCAUGCCAGAAGACAUACUUCAGCGAGAAUGCCUACAACAACCAUCUCAACAGCUCCAAGCACCGCAUCAACAUGGCCAAGUCAGGCAGAGGCGCCCAGCUAGACGACGCGGCCUCCGUUACGGGUUCUAUGGUCAGCUCCGCCUUUUCGCUGGGCGAGUCCAUGGCCGAGUCGGAAGCCACCACUGUCAACGGGGACAAGGAGGUUGCGGAUGUUGCUGAAGGUCUGCAAAACGCGAGCCUCGAGGGCGAGGACGCUGCUGAGAACGAGUCCGCCGCGGCCGAAGAUGACAAGAGCUCUGUCGCCGCAUCGACAAAGCCUGCCACCGAUCCCCUCCUCGACUGCCUGUUCUGCAACUACAAGUCGCCCAGCUUCCAGCUUAACAUUACUCACAUGGGACGAUACCAUGGAAUGUUCAUACCCGAGAAGGAAUUCCUCGCUCAACCCGAGGAGCUUAUCAAGCAUCUCCACGAGAAGGUCCACGCCUACCACGAGUGCCUGAAAUGCCACAAGAUCCUACACACUGCCUCCGGCAUUCAAACGCACAUGCGCGAUCGCGGCCACUGCAUGAUUGCUUUCGACACGGAUAUCGAGCUGGUCGAGAUUGGCGAGUUCUACGACUUCCGGAGCUCUUACCCCGAUGCUGCCGACUUCGACGAGAUGGCAGAGGAGGCUGAAGAUUCAGACGAUUCGUCAUCUACAACAGGAGGCGGAAUCAAGCUCGGUGCCAGGCGCGAGACCAAGACUACUACAGAAGAUGAUGCAGCCAUGUCGAGCAACGCCGAGGAAGACGCAGGCUGGGAGACUGACAGCACUGUCUCGAGCGUACCGACUGAUGAGAUCACAGCCGUACCCAUCGAUCGCAGCCACCGCCACAAGUCACUCAACAAGUCGAAGCACCACAACCAUGCCGAUCCCCGCCCACACCGCGCUGCAGACGGCUUCCACUCCCACGCGCAUCACACUCCCCAAGCUGUCUACCACGACGAAUACGAGCUCCAUCUCCCAUCAGGCCGCACCGCUGGUCACCGCUCCCUGAACAAGUACUACCGCCAAAACCUGCGCAACUACCCCGGCGUCGCCGAGCGCAUGGAGGAAGCACAACGCGCCCGCAUACCCGGUGCAAUCACCGCCGGAGACGAAGACGAAGAGGACGAGGACGGCGAUGUUACCAUGGACGGCGAAGAAGGCGAGGAGGGCAGCCAGCUCCAAGUCCGCGGACGAGGCCAUGAUAAGGACCGCCAGCUCCUCUCCCGCGCCAACGGUGGCAGAGGCAUGGUCGGUGUCACUGACGCCAAGAAGAAGGAGAUCCAAGCUGUCGAGAAGCGCGAUAGGAGGAAGGAGCAAGCUGCUCGCAGCCGCUACCAGGCUAAUGUUGAGAAGGCGCAGAACUCCCAGAAGCACUUCCGCGAUCCCCUCCUACAGUAGUCGUUUCUCCAAUGGAAAGUUUGGGUCAAGGUGGAUUGCGUUCCUCUGGGUUCUUUUCUUUUCUUUUACUUGCGUGUCUUUUUUAACGAACUUUUAUGAGCAUGGAUGGGCGUUUGCGUGGAGACAAAAGGCAUGAACUAGAAUGUCGCGGACGAGGGCUUCGGACUCUGUGGUAUACCUUGGAAUAUGAAUUACAUGACAAAACAGACCCAUCUGUCCACAUUUCUCGUGAUUUCAUCGUGUCAGGAUUAUUCCUUGCAUUUGCUGCAGGCAUUGAUACAGAUACAACGACUUCAUAUAUAUGACAUUA